Messenger RNA from Equus quagga, 1729 nucleotides. It is a transcript of the gene BPI, whose product is annotated as bactericidal permeability increasing protein. The coding region runs from base 25 to 1476 and encodes 483 amino acids. Gene Ontology annotation, molecular function: lipopolysaccharide binding. The transcript has 15 exons. The record is from RefSeq and is a predicted model, not a curated record. Lineage: Eukaryota; Metazoa; Chordata; Mammalia; Perissodactyla; Equidae. Gene Ontology annotation, biological process: lipopolysaccharide-mediated signaling pathway; negative regulation of macrophage activation; negative regulation of interleukin-6 production.
UUGGCAGCUCUAGAGGACGAAGACAUGGCCAGGGGUCCUGACAACACACUGCAGUGGGCAACGCUGGUGGUGCUGGCCGCCGUGGGCACAGCAGUGACAGCGGCCACCAACCCCGGCGUUGUGGCCAGGAUCACCCAGAAGGGCCUGGAUUACGCCUGUCAGCAGGGCGUGGCCGUGCUGCAGAAGGAGCUGGAGAAGAUGAAGAUUCCCGAUAUGUCAGGAAGUGUUAAGAUGAAGCCUUUCGGGAAAGGGCAUUACAACUUCUACAGCAUGGAUGUCCGUGGAUUCCAGCUUCCCAGUUCCCAGAUGAAACUGCUUCCCGAUGAGGGCCUUGGUCUCUCCAUCAGAAACGCCAAUGUCAAGAUCGGUGGGAAAUGGAAGGCACGAAAGAGUUUCAUCAAAACCAGCGGCAACUUUGAGCUGAAUGUGGAGGGCGUCUCCAUCUCUGCUGGUCUGAGGCUGGGCCAAGAGCCCGCCUCAGGCCGCCUCACCGCCUCCUGCUCCAGCUGCAGCAGCAACAUUGACGGGGUCCGCCUGCACGUCUCAGGCAGCAGUCUGGGGUGGUUGAUCAAACUCUUCCACAAAAAGAUCGAGUCUUCGCUCCGAAAAGCCAUGAACAACAAGAUUUGCGAGAUAACGACCCAUUCUGUGUCCUCCAAGCUGCAACCUUAUUUACAAACACUGCCAGUGACAACCAAAAUAGACAAAGUGGCUUGGAUCGAUUACUCGCUGGUGGCACCUCUGAGAGUCACGGCUGAGAACCUGGAUGGGCAGAUGAAGGGGGAGUUUUUCAAUCCGGCCCACCGUGACCCGCCUCCCUUUGCUCCGCCGGCGCUGGCCUUUCCCGCCGACCACGACCGCAUGGUGUACCUGGGCCUCUCUCACUACCUGUUCAACACGGCCGGGCUCGUGUACCAUAAGGCUGGAGUCCUGAAAAUGACCCUCAAGGACAGCAUGCUUCCAAAGGAAUCCAAAUUCCAACUGACAACCAAGUUCUUCGGAAGGUUCCUGCCCGAGGUGGCCAAAGUGUUCCCCAACAUGAAGAUGCAGUUCUUCUUCGGAACCGCCUCCCCACCACAGCUCACCAUGAGCCCCGCUGGCCUUGUCCUCACCCCUACCUUGGAGGCCCAGGCCUACGUCGUCUUCCCCAACUCCUCGCUGGUCCCCCUCUUCCUGCUUGAGAUGAGCACGAACAUUUCUCUGGAGGUCAGCGCCAGGUCCAACAGGCUUGUUGGCAAGGUCAAGAUGGACAAGCUGCUCCUGAAACUGAAGCACUCGGUCAUUGGCUCCUUCCCGGUGCAGUUACUGCAGUCCAUCAUGAACUAUGUCGUGCCCACUCUGGUGCUUCCCAAGGUCAAUGAGAGGCUGCAAGAAGGCUUCCCUCUCCCGCUGCCCAGCCACAUCCAGGUCUUCAACCUGGUGAUUCGGUCUUACCAGAAUUUCCUGCUGCUCGGCGCAGAUGUUCACUAUGGCUGAAGUCGCCAUGGGUGCCCGGGGCUGUCACCCACACCAGGAGGUGAGGGGUGGCCAGCACCCGCUCCUGACCGGCCUGUGGGGCACAGGCUGCCUUUCUCCAGGCAUCCCUUUCUAGCUCUUGACCCAGAGACCCUUGCAAACUUCUCUGAAUUCAGAUUCAGAAGUGAUCUAAACAUGGGGGAAGCUUGUCCUUGGAAAAAUGUGUCAUGUGUAUUUUGGGGAUUAUGAGCUUCUUUUAAUGGCUAAGUCGGCA